UUCUUCAUUGGCUUUUUCUUGUUCUGAUCAGAGGAUUCAGCAAGGUGCUCCUCGGACUCCGUGGAAGCGGCGAUCCCUUGCGAGGGGAUGAAGGAGACCCCGGAUUACAUCAGGAGGGGCGCCGCCCGCCACAGGAUGGCGCCCGUCGAGCUCUUCUCCGCCCCCUCGCCGCAGGACCCGUCGCCGCCGGCAGCACAAGUCGGCGCCGCGGUGGCCGGUGAAGAAGGCGGCAUGUCUAGCGCCAGCGCAGGCGGAGUGCGUGAGAAUGAGACCAUGGGUCGUCCAAGCGAGCAAGGAAGUCUCCAUGCGCAAGAGGGUAAAUCUGAUUGUUGCGGCCAGCUGAAGCAGCAGUACGGCUUGCUUCUGCGGGAGAAGGAAGCAUGUGGGAGGCUUCUUGAGGACCUGAUGAGGGAGAAUGAGCUCAAGACCAGAGAAUGCCGUGAAGCGGAGGAGUCACUCCAUGAUCUAAAGAUGGAGCUGAUGAGGAAGUCAAUGCAUGUUGGCUCUCUAGCCUUCGCAGUUGAAGGGCAAGUAAAGGAGAAGAGUCGAUUGUGUCAAUUACUGAAAGAAUUGAGUGAGAAAUUUAAGGUAUUGAAGUCAGAGCAUAAGAAUUUACGACAAGAAUCACUAGAAUACAAAAAAUGUGUAUUGGAUACUACACAAAUGUCCACAACAAUCCAGCAAUAUGUGAAUCAACAUGCAAAUUUAGAACGUGAGUUUAAAGGCCUCAAAGAAAAGUUUAGUGAGGAGGCAAAGGAACGCAAAGAUCUCUACAACAAGCUUAUGGAGCUAAAGGGUAAUAUAAGGGUGUUUUGCCGGUGCCGACCACUUAAUUCAGAAGAAAUAGCAGAAGGAGCUUCGACAGCAAUUGAUUUUGAGUCAGCAAAAGAUGGAGAGCUCAUUGUUAGAGGUCAUGUAUCUUCCAAAAAAGUAUUCAAAUUCGAUUCUGUCUUCAGUCCUGAAGAAGAACAAGAAAAGGUGUUUGAGAAAACUGCACCAUUUGCAACUUCGGUGUUGGAUGGAUUCAAUGUUUGCAUCUUUGCGUAUGGGCAGACCGGCACUGGUAAAACAUUUACGAUGGAAGGGGUUGAAGGUGCUCGAGGGGUUAACUACAGAACUUUAGAGGAACUCUUUCGGAUAAUCAAAGAAAGAGAGGGCCUUUUCCAAUAUGAGAUUACUGUCAGUGUUUUGGAGGUGUACAAUGAGCAGAUUCAUGAUUUGCUCCUGACAGGGUCUCAACCAGGCACAACAGCAAAAAGGCUAGAAAUAAGACAAGUCGCAGAAGGGGUUCAUCAUGUACCCGGGCUUGUUGAAGCACAUGUGACUAGCAUGAAUGAGGCCUGGGAGGUCCUGCAAACUGGAAGCAAAGCCAGAGUAUUUGGUUCCACAAAUGCUAACGAGCACAGCAGUCGGUCACACUGUAUACACUGUGUGAUGGUUAAAGGACAAAACUUGAUGAAUGAAGAAUGCACAAAGAGCAAACUAUGGCUAAUUGACCUAGCCGGAAGUGAGAGGGUGGCAAAGACAGAUGCACAAGGAGAAAGGCUGAAAGAAGCACAGAAUAUCAACAAAUCGCUUUCUGCGCUUGGUGACGUCAUAUCUGCUCUUGCAACCAAGACCCAGCAUAUACCCUUCAGGAAUUCGAAGUUAACACACUUGCUCCAAGACUCAUUAAGUGGAGAUUCCAAGACUUUGAUGUUUGUUCAAAUCAGCCCUAAUGAGAAUGACAUGGGUGAAACACUUUGCUCGUUGAACUUCGCGAGCAGAGUGCGAGGAAUAGAGCUUGGACAAGCAAGGAAGCAAGUUGAUGUUGGAGAAGUGUCAAGAUAUAAGCUUAUGGUUGGGAGAGCCAAACAGGAUAGCAAGAACAAAGAUGCUCAGAUUAAGAGCAUGGAAGAAACAAUCCAAUCAUUUGAAGCGAAGAACAAGGCCAAAGACCUGCUGACUAUGAAUCUCCAAGAGAAGAUCAAAGAGUUGGAAUCACAGCUGCUAGCUGAAAGAGAGAUAGCACGGCAGCAUGUUGACAACAAGAUCGCUCAAGAUCAUCUGCAGAAGCAGCGCAGCUUAAAAGAAGAGAACUCGUACCUGAGAAGCCCAAUGGCAGAGAGGAAUCUCAACUCCACAGCAGAGAAACCAGCAGCACCCAAAGACUUCGGGUUUGCAAAGCAGAUGUUCUCUGACAGCAACACAGACUCUUACAGCUUCAAGCAGCUGAUGUCUCUAGGGGAGGAAAAGGAAAACAACCCUGAAGCUGGGCAGCUGCUCCCGCCUACAAAAGCUAGAAGAGUCUCAAUGUGCAACGGUGGAGCCAACCAGCAGCCGGUGAACAAGGCUUCCCGUCGGAACUCGCUGAUACCGCUUCCGCCGCGCAAUUCACUGAUGCCACUGCCCACAGCCAAGCCUGCAGCAGCAGCGCCACCACCCCUUGACAGGAUCACAGAGCACUCAUCCUCACCACCGCUAUGCUCUCCUCCGGUUGUCUCCAACGACAAGGGAAGCCGGAGCAAGAGGAUCAACAGCAUCCUGCGGCGGAGCCUGCAGAAGAAAGUGAUCAUCAGGCCGCCAAUGGGGGCACAGACGGGGAGGAAAGCCGGUGCCGCUGCCCAGGGCACCGACAGCGCACGCAGGGCGGCACGGCGAGUGCCGGUGAGUAGUGGCGCCGCCGGGCAGAGGGUGCAGCAGAACAGGGACAAGGUGAGGGGGUGGAACAACGGGACAAGCUUCAGGCACUUCUGAAGAGACCGCAUCAGCACAGCUGAGAGAGUCUGUAGAUGGAGGUUAGGUGUUUAUAGCUUUGGGUGUGUCGAGUUCUCGCGUAGUGUGAGAGAACUCUGAAUUUCUUACAUAGAUUCAUGGUGAUUGUUCUGACUGUCAGACAGAUCUGUCUACGAAUUGUUGACGACUCCGAUCAAGUUUAUGAAUGCUUCUGAUUUGUGCAACGAGGCAAACAGCCCAGUUAAUAUUGGA
Molecule: messenger RNA, 2967 nt
Organism: Phragmites australis (common reed)
Lineage: Eukaryota; Viridiplantae; Streptophyta; Magnoliopsida; Poales; Poaceae
Product: kinesin-like protein KIN-14R
Exons: 13
Coding region: 88-2736 (882 amino acids)
Biological process (GO): microtubule-based movement
Molecular function (GO): microtubule binding; ATP binding; microtubule motor activity
Source: RefSeq, a predicted model, not a curated record